AUGGUGUUCUCAAAUAUCCAAAAUAUGAGACAUCAGGAAUUAAUAAACUACUUUCUCACAGCACUGUAUAUACGUGCAGGACGGUUGUUGAAUUCCAUGAAACUUUGUGGGAGUGGUGAAUCAAGUGGACAUAAAUGAUUCAAAAUAGAACUCUGAGAGAAGAAACUGUGAAGUUCCUUUUAUUUCAGCUCAGUGAUGAAUAUUUUAGUUUCACUUCCUUUCUCAUCUUUCCGUAUACAGUCUAUAUCCAACUUUUCAGAAGAUCCCCAUCAGGAACAGGAGCCAUUGUUAAGUGUUGGAUAUAUUUACAUGCUGUUAAAUGAAGUAUUCUGCCAAGUGUAUAAACACACUCUGAACACACAAGAAAUGGAUGCUGUGGUUGGACUGAUGAUAAUGCUACUGGGAGUAUCUCAUGGUGUGGAAACUCACUGUGAUGGCAGACAGGAUGGAGCUCAGUGUUAUGGAGCUUUGGGGGGAAGUGUGGACAUCCAGCUGAUGGACAGCACCUCAGAAAUAUAUAAAUACCAACUGUUAAAGAAUUCAUUAAAAAUACUAUAUGUGAUAAAUAAUACAAUUAUUUCUAAUAUAAUACAAAGUAGGUCUCUUUUUAUUCCUAGUAAUGGAAGAUUUAGGAUCAAUAACUUGAGCAGGAAUGAUAGUGGUAAAUAUACACUUAUAACCUUUGAUUUAGAUGGAAAAGUAUCAAGCAAGUGGUCUUUACAGUUGUUCAUUCAAGCUCCUGUGUCCUCUGUCCUGCUGCUCUCUGAGUGUCUGUCCCAGGGAGAGAUGAGGGUGUCCUGCUCCUCUGAGGGAGGGGACAGUCCUCAGUACAGCUGGACUCUGGAUGGACGCACACUGACAGAUGCUGAGCUCCUUUCUGUAAAUAAUGAGAGUAACAUCAUCACUCUGAAACAGCACGUCUCAGGACAUCUGGUCUGCUCAGUCAGGAACAACGUCAGUAAUGUCUCCAAAGAAGAGAGAAUAUCUACAUGUGGCUUCAUUUUCAUAAACUGCACCUUAAUCAAUGGGACACAGAUAUCAGGGUGGGUGUAUGAAGCCAACAACACCCUGUGUAUUAAACCAACAAUCACAACUAGAGGCAGUACUGUGGGUGAUGAGACUGGAGUAGUGUCAGUUAAAAACAGUAUAACACCCUUUAAUCAAACUGCCUGCAGUGAUGGCACAUGGCACAAUAAUAAGUCCUUGCUUAUGUGUGGUUUGAGAGCAGUUGUGGUCAUUCUCUUGUUAAUUGGGAUUUACAUCUACUUCGCUUGGAGGAAAAAGAAACAUGACAAAGCUGAAGUCUCUGCUGUCCCACGAACGAGAGGAGAUCCAGAGGACUCUGUUCUGAUGAUUGAAAUGAGUUCUGCAACUUACGCCAACACCUAGUUUCACCUUUAAACUACUGAAAUCUGACAGAACAACACAUUUUUUGUUUUUAUUCUUCACAACAUAUGUUUCUCAGUCUAGCAGCUCAUAGUGAUUUUUUUGUGUGUGGAAGCUUUGAUUACAAAAGGUUGUGACUUUAAUCUGAACUACUUUUUUACUUAAGGUGAAAUUAGUCAAGUAAAUUCUUAAACUGAAAAAUCUGAAAAAUUUAAUGUCACCAAGCUGGAAGCAAGGGUUAUUGUCUUAGAAGAUUCAGGCAAUUUGGGUUUUUGUUUUGUUUUGUUUUGGUUUGGUUUUUUUUAUUUCAAAUUGACUUGAUAGGUAUCUGUACUUCUUAAAUGUUAAUUUCGAAAAGCAUGUGUUUUUUAUGUUUGUUUGUUAAGUUUUAGACCAUUACACCAUCAUCUAUUUAUCUCAUAUGGUUCUAAUUACACAUUACAAAACUGUUGUUGCCAUUGUGACAAACAAUAAUUGUACAAAGCCUUUAAUAAGAUUAAAAGCAGGAGCUUUAAUUUAAUCACUUUCUGCUGCUUUGGUAAGCUGUCUUUUUAUGUGUCCUCAGUUUAUCUAUCUUUUCUUCUGAGAAGAAACCAAAACUUCAUCAGAAUGUGGAGGUGUUGACUUGAUAGGUAUCUGUACUGUUCAGUGAAACUCUGUUAAACAAAACAUUAAAAUGUUUAAGCGAAAACAAUGAUCAAUUAAAACAUGACUGCAAAAGCAAAACAAA
Oreochromis niloticus (Nile tilapia) is the source of this 2116-nucleotide messenger RNA. RefSeq lists its product as uncharacterized. Bases 196 to 1389 code for a protein of 397 amino acids. Lineage: Eukaryota; Metazoa; Chordata; Actinopteri; Cichliformes; Cichlidae. The transcript has 5 exons. The record is from RefSeq and is a predicted model, not a curated record. Gene Ontology annotation, cellular component: membrane.